AUGAGAGAAAUCAUCCAUAUAUCGACGGGCCAGUGUGGUAACCAGAUCGGUGCGGCGUUUUGGGAAACUAUUUGUGGCGAACAUGGUCUUGAUUUCAACGGAAAUUAUCAUGGUUUAGACGAUAUACAAAAAGCGCGUUUAAACGUGUAUUUCAACGAAGCUUCUUCCGGAAAAUGGGUUCCUCGUUCCGUCAACGUGGAUUUGGAACCAGGCACAAUCGAUGCGGUACGGAACUCGCGUAUCGGAAAUCUGUUCAGACCAGAUAACCACAUUUUUGGCCAAUCUUCUGCCGGUAAUGUGUGGGCCAAGGGCCACUACACAGAAGGUGCAGAGCUUGUAGACUCCGUGAUGGACGUGGUGCGUCGUGAGGCUGAAGGAUGUGACUCGUUGCAGGGCUUCCAAAUCACACAUUCGCUAGGUGGUGGUACUGGAUCCGGUAUGGGUACGUUGCUGAUUUCCAAGAUCAGAGAAGAAUUUCCUGACCGUAUGAUGGCUACAUUUUCCGUGGUCCCAUCGCCCAAAACUUCAGACACCGUUGUAGAACCCUACAAUGCCACUUUGUCUGUGCACCAGCUCGUGGAACACUCUGACGAAACAUUCUGUAUCGACAAUGAAGCGCUAUACGAUAUUUGUCAAAGAACUCUGAAACUAAGCCAGCCUUCCUACAGCGAUCUGAAUCAUUUGGUGUCGUCUGUGAUGUCUGGUGUUACCACAUCGCUACGUUAUCCAGGUCAAUUGAACUCGGACUUGAGAAAAUUGGCAGUCAACUUGGUCCCAUUCCCUCGUUUGCAUUUCUUCAUGGUCGGUUACGCUCCGCUAACAUCCAUUGGAUCCCAAUCUUUCAGAUCUCUAACAGUUCCAGAGCUAACGCAACAGAUGUUCGACGCCAAGAACAUGAUGGCUGCUUCAGACCCAAGAAACGGUAGAUACUUGACUGUUGCGGCGUUCUUUAGAGGUAAAGUGUCCGUGAAAGAAGUAGAGGAUGAAAUGCACAAGGUACAAACGCGUAACUCUUCGUAUUUCGUGGAAUGGAUUCCUAACAAUGUACAAACUGCUGUGUGUUCUGUUGCACCUAAGGAUCUCGACAUGGCCGCAACGUUUAUCGGUAACUCUACGUCUAUUCAGGAGCUGUUCAAGAGAGUCGGUGACCAAUUCGGUGCUAUGUUCAGAAGAAAGGCGUUUUUGCAUUGGUACACCAGCGAGGGUAUGGAAGAAAUUGAGUUUUCUGAAGCCGAGUCGAACAUGAACGAUCUCGUUAGCGAAUACCAGCAAUACCAAGAAGCUACAGUGGAGGACGACGAAGAGAUCGAAUACGCUGACGAGCAACCAAUACCCGAAAACUUCGAGUAA
Messenger RNA from Lachancea lanzarotensis, 1350 nucleotides. RefSeq names its product LALA0S15e00914g1_1 (gene TUB2). NCBI's taxonomy places the organism in Eukaryota, Fungi, Ascomycota, Saccharomycetes, Saccharomycetales, Saccharomycetaceae. The transcript is spliced from 2 exons. Gene Ontology annotation, cellular component: cytoplasm; microtubule. Gene Ontology annotation, molecular function: GTPase activity; GTP binding; structural constituent of cytoskeleton. The coding region runs from base 1 to 1350 and encodes 449 amino acids. The record is from RefSeq and is a predicted model, not a curated record. Gene Ontology annotation, biological process: microtubule cytoskeleton organization; mitotic cell cycle.